This is a messenger RNA of Parasteatoda tepidariorum (common house spider), 774 nucleotides long. RefSeq lists its product as uncharacterized. The record is from RefSeq and is a predicted model, not a curated record. Lineage: Eukaryota; Metazoa; Arthropoda; Arachnida; Araneae; Theridiidae.
ACGUCAUAGAAGACGGGGGCUCGUAUGAAUCUAAAAGAUGAUUUCUUAACUUGCAUUUCGUUUACCAAAGCUAUAGUUGUCAACCUGUGGAUCACAAUGGUUGUACUACAUUUGUUAUACAUUCAUCUUCUUCUAGCAGCUUUUGUCUAUGGUAUUGACUAUAAAUUUCCUCAUACAUUCUACGACAUACAGAAUCCGACCAAAAUAAAAGAAGAGGAGUUCAACGCUUUAGAAGAUUUGGGUUCAUCCCUUCAAAAGGAACCUACCUUUGACGAUAAGGAUAUAUUAUCAUUUUAUCAAGAUUAUGAUCUCCAAAACCAGAACAAGAAAUCAGACUUCAAACCAAAGUAUGAUCCAGGCUGGAAGUUUAUUGGCUUGGGAAAAAGACCUUUGUAUCAGGAUUUUGCAAAUUCUAAUGGAGCUGGUCCUUCACCAAAAAAUGUGAAUCCUUUAUGGGGAAUUUCAACAUUAAUUAAUUUUGAAUUUUUUAAUGCCUUGAGAGAAGGUUUGGAAAAUCCAGAUAAAGAGCCUGUAAAAAAAGGAGAAGGAAUGAUUGGUUCGAAUGGGAUUUCUGCUUUAGAUUCCGGUGAUCAUAGAUUCCACAAGAUUGGUUUAUAUGGUAGUGGGAGACAAAAGAACAUGUAUGAUCCUGGAUGGAUGCUGACAGGACUUGGGAAAUAAUCCAUCUUAACUUUUUUUUUCUUUUCAAAUAUUUUCUUCACAUUCUGUUUUCUCAGAAAAGCAUCAUUGGAAAAACACCCUUUUUAUUUGGAA